Cladocopium goreaui is the source of this 501-nucleotide messenger RNA. The record is from the annotation of a GenBank genome assembly. NCBI's taxonomy places the organism in Eukaryota, Dinophyceae, Suessiales, Symbiodiniaceae.
AUGUCACUUUACGCCAAGACCCUUUUGACCAUCACAGUGAUCCUCGGUACCGUGGUGCCAUUGAUCUACGUGCACACCAUGGUGCCUGCAAUGAUCACGGUGAUGGCCCUGCCGCUCUACUACAUCAUCGUCUGCAUCUACGAGCGGUACCGCAACACCUCAGUGCCAAUGCGGUAUUGCUUCGCCUCCGCCAAAUCGGACAUGAACGGCUUGGUCACUGACGUCAUGUCCAGCACUGCUGCAAUCCGCGCCUAUGGCGAUGAGAAGCGUCUAUCCGAUGAGAUGUGCGUUCAAGUGGACAAAACUCUCAAGGUGUGCAUGAUGAGCAACAACGUGCUGAAGCGAUGGCUGGGCAAUCGCGUGCAGUUCUUGUGGAGCUUCUUAACCAGCACUACCUAUGUGGCGGCCCUUCUGUACCCGGACAAGGUCGGAGCAGGAACACUGGGGAUUUGCAACUUGGCUGGCAGUGCAGAUGCUGGGGAACCGCAAACCGCAAAAUGA